UUUCCCCCAGCGACUCAGCAAUUAUUGGUGCCUUCUGUAAAUUACACCCCUGAAAGAGUUCAGAAAGCUCUAACAGAGCAACAGGAACAGAAGGCCAUCACACAUCACCCCCUAGAAAGGACAGAAAUGGCUCUAGAUGAGCUACAGGAACAGAAUGCUGUUAUACAUUACACCCCAAAAAGGGCACCAAUGCCUUUCACUGUGCAGUGGGAACAGAACGCCACCAACGGAAUGAGCAUAUGUGAGCUCUGUGUCUGCCAAGGUGAAACGCUGUCCUGUACUGGCCUCCGCCCAGAAAAGAGGCUCCACAGAGUGCCUGUGCCAGAGCCCAACGAGUACAAUGGCACCUUCACGGUCUUAAAUUUCCAAGGAAACUCUAUUUCUUAUAUUGAGGAAAAUAUUUGGAAGGCAUACCGUUGGACUGAGAAACUAAUUCUCAGUGAAAAUUCUUUGACCGAAUUACGUAAGGAUUCAUUUGAAGGCCUGCUAUCCCUCCAGCAUUUAGUUCUCAAUCGUAAUCCUCUGGUAACCGUCGAAGAUUCAUAUCUUUUUAAAUUGCCAGCAUUAAAGUAUUUAGACAUGGGAACAACACAAGUGUCACUUACAACAGUUGAGAACAUCCUCAUAAUGACACUCAAGUUGGAAAAACUGAUCUUACCUAGUCAUAUGGCAUGCUGCCUGUGCCAGUUUAAAAGUACCAUUGAAGUUGUCUGCAAGACAGUCAAGCUGCAUUGUGACAGUGAAUGUCUGAUAAACAGCACACGUUGCAGUGAAGAACCAUCUCUGGGGGCCGCAGAAGGAACAUUUAUGAAGGCAUUACAAGCCCGGAAAAAGAACACCAGCACUGAGCUCACUAUUGAGCCAGAAGCUGCAUCCUCAGACAGAAGUAGUGUCAACUUGUCAACUGUCCUGAAUGAGCCUCUAGGCUUUAAUGAUGAAAGUGAUGUUAUUAGUGCACUAAAUUACGUAUUGCCUUAUUUCUCGGAGGGAAAUCUAGGACACAUAGAGAUGACGUUAUUACCAUUCAUUAAACUGCUUUUUUCCAAGGAAAACCACCUGGCAAAGAUCCGGAGAACAGGUGUCAGGAAAAGGCUGCGAAGGGUAAACAGAGUCCUCAAGUGGCCAAGGGGCAUAAAGAAAAGGCACUUCAAAGAAAUGGAAGAUCUGAGCAUUAAGAGGAAACAAGGGGCCAAGUCAUUUAUGGACAACACUCCCAAAGCAAGAAGGCUUCUAAGGCCACUCUCAAAGAAGGUGGAAGGACUUCUCAAGGUGCGGAGGCAAAGGAAGUUAGGGGGAGUCUCCUUCAACACAGAGCCUUCAUCCAGCAAGGAACAUAAGGCAGCAGUCUCUUCUUCCCUGAAACAAUACUCCAUGGGCAGGCCUUCUGCCUCUCCUCCUUCAAAAGGCCCACCUGAAGUUAGAAUCCUUUCAAAAGACUUGUCCUACACCAUUUUUGUUUUAGAAGAUGCAAAUGCUAGAGUUAAAAAUAUGGAGGUUCCUAUAUCAGUAUCGCAUUCCAGAAAAAAUUACAUCUACCAUAAAUCUCGCUCUCGUGUGGUUCACAGAAGACCAAAGGCCAAAACAAGUCGAAGGUUCAGAAAGGUCCGUAGACUGAUGCUUAGAAAUAGACCUCCUUCCUCUGCAGUGAGGAGCCUCAUAAAUUCCCCUCCUCGAGAGGCUUUUUCAUCUUCAGAAGAACUGAGUUCUCCAGAAAAUCCUUUUCAAGAAUUGUUUCUUUUUCCAGAGCCGUCUGCAAAAACUACUACUGUACACAAUGCUACUAUGCUAGGUGAGGCUACCCCUGAAAUCACUGCCCAUAAGGAUCCUUCCACUGCAGAUUCUGCUGUGACUGCAGACAACUUCAUGGCACCUGUUAAACAAACAAAUGAAACACAAUGGGAAUACCAGAACAUGGGCCCUGACUUACCCUCCAAGCCCCAUGGCUCCUCUCUCCCAUUGCUCUCAUCCCCAGGGGAUCAAUUUGAAACUCAGCUAAACCAGCAGCUACGGUCCCUCAUCCCCAACAACGAUGUGAGAAGGCUCAUUGCUCAUGUUAUGCGGACACUGAAACUGGACUGCUCAGAGCCCCAGGUACAACUGGCCUGUGCCAAGCUCCUCUCCAGAACAGGCCUCCUAAUGAAGCUUCUCAGUGAGCACCAAGAAGUUAAGGUGUCCAAGGCAGACUGGGAUACAGACCAAUGGAAAACCGAGAACUACAUCAACGAGAGCACCGAAGUCCACAGUGAGCAAAAAGAGCAAGAGUCAAGUGAGCUCACAAAAGAAGUUCCAGGAUAUGGAUAUAACCACAAACUCAUCUUGGCGAUAUCUGUGACUGUGGUAGUGAUGAUUUUGAUUAUAAUUUUCUGCCUCAUUGAGAUUUAUGCUCAUCGAGCAACAUCAGAGGAAGACAAAGAAGGAUCCUCACGGUAAAUAUUAGUCCAGCAAUUUUGUUUCAGUGUUUAUCGUGGUUCAAAUAGCUAUAACAAAACAUUCAUAGACUGACAAUUUUUAAAAGAGAAUUUUAGAACUAGGAAAGAACAUAGAGGGCCUC
Molecule: messenger RNA, 2551 nt
Organism: Loxodonta africana (African savanna elephant)
Lineage: Eukaryota; Metazoa; Chordata; Mammalia; Proboscidea; Elephantidae
Product: leucine-rich repeat-containing protein 37A3-like
Exons: 10
Coding region: 127-2430 (767 amino acids)
Molecular function (GO): protein binding
Source: RefSeq, a predicted model, not a curated record